Petromyzon marinus (sea lamprey) is the source of this 1851-nucleotide messenger RNA. RefSeq names its product cyclin-dependent kinase 2-like. Gene Ontology annotation, cellular component: cytoplasm; nucleus; cyclin-dependent protein kinase holoenzyme complex. NCBI's taxonomy places the organism in Eukaryota, Metazoa, Chordata, Hyperoartia, Petromyzontiformes, Petromyzontidae. Gene Ontology annotation, molecular function: ATP binding; cyclin-dependent protein serine/threonine kinase activity; cyclin binding. Gene Ontology annotation, biological process: protein phosphorylation; regulation of G2/M transition of mitotic cell cycle; signal transduction. The record is from RefSeq and is a predicted model, not a curated record.
CGGCAGAGCGCGCCCGUUAGGAUUUGGCGGGAAAGCGCAGAGCGCGGGAAAGUGUCAGACCUGACGUUGGCGAGCGUUCAGCGGCGCCCCUCGCCGCUCGCUGUCAUGCGCUGAACAACGGCAGUAACACGGCGUUUAACUUCGCGUUCCGUAAAGCACAGCCUUGCCCAGACACGGGAGGGGGCCGCGAAAGCCACGGACGGUAUUGAAGCUGUUUUGUUUUGUAAAGGUUUUUUUUUAUAUAUUUUUUUACACACGAGAGUACGCGCCUGCUCUACGGGAGCUUAUUAUUGUUAUCAUGGCGAAGUCUCUUUCGGGAGGACUCGGGAAACCCGAGCAGGGCAUCAUGGACCUGUUCCAGAAGGUGGAGAAGAUUGGCGAGGGCACCUACGGGGUGGUCUACAAGGCGCGCCACAAGAUGACGGGAGACACGGUGGCGCUGAAGAAGAUUCGUCUCGACACGGAGACGGAGGGAGUUCCCAGCACGGCCAUCAGGGAGAUCGCCCUGCUGAGAGAGCUCAACCACCCCAACAUUGUCAGGCUCCUGGAUGUUAUUCACAGUGAGACCAAGCUGUACUUGGUGUUUGAGUUCCUUGACCAGGACCUCAAGAAGUAUAUGGACAAUGCACCCCCAUUAGGGAUUUCCCUGCCACUGGUCAAGAGCUACAUGCACCAGCUGCUGCAGGGCAUCGCCUUCUGCCAUGCGCAGCGCACCCUGCACCGUGACCUCAAGCCACAGAACUUGCUCAUCAACGCCGACGGUGCCAUCAAGCUGGCAGACUUUGGGCUGGCGCGCGCCUUUGGAGUGCCACUCCGCACGUACACACACGAGGUGGUGACACUGUGGUACCGCGCGCCAGAGAUCUUGCUGGGAUGCAAGUACUACUCGACCGCUGUCGACGUCUGGAGCCUCGGCUGCAUCUUUGCUGAGAUGCUGACGCGGCGGGCUCUGUUCCCUGGUGACUCGGAGAUCGAUCAGCUGUUCCGCAUCUUCCGCACACUGGGCACACCGGAUGAGACCGUGUGGCAGGGCAUCACGCAGCUGCCCGACUACAAACCCUCCUUUCCACGCUGGUGUGCUCAGGACCUCACCAAGGUGGUGCCUCUCUUGGAUGCCGCUGGGCACGAUCUACUCAUGCAAAUGCUGCAAUAUGACCCAACCAGGAGAGUUUCGGCCAAGGCUGCCCUCAACCAUCACUUCUUUCACAAUUUGGAACAUCAUGUGCCAACUUUAAAGGCAAAACCGUAAAACAGCAAGCAGGGGAUGCAAACAUUUAUGCCGGUGUCUUUUCUUAGCUGGCUUGCUGUAGUCAUAGACUGUAUUAUAUGAGGAAUGUGUUUGUGUUAACUUUUGAGGCACACUUAUUCAGUUGAGCAUUGGAGAUGUUUUAUGUGUAGCAACCAUUUGAAAAAAUCUGCAGGAUAUUGUAUUCAAGUUACUUUUGGUAUGUUAUUCUUUACCUUUUAAAAACUGUACUUAUUCUAAAAUAUUUUUUGGAACAAUAUUUAGUAUUUAAUGCAGAAAAUGGCAGUGGACCUUUCUGACAUUCACUUUAUUUAACUUAAUAAGCAAGUAAAUGGUCCGAGGUUCUCAUCCUCUACAGAAAGUACUAAAAUGUGUUUGUUUUCCUUAGUGCAAAACUUUCUCCAGUUAUUUGGUAGGGCUUGUUCACAAAGCCCUUGAGGAAAAAGCAGUAGGCAUUUUGAAUAAAAAGUAUUUCAAUAUUUGGCGUAAAACAGAUUCUGUAGUAUACAUUGGUUUUGAUUGAUUUUUAAAUACAGAAAGACGUUCUUAAAUGUUGCUUAGGUGUUACUGUUUUUUGUCCAAAAUAAAAAUGAAGCUGAAAUUUA